Molecule: messenger RNA, 1955 nt
Organism: Armigeres subalbatus
Lineage: Eukaryota; Metazoa; Arthropoda; Insecta; Diptera; Culicidae
Exons: 3
Coding region: 347-1309 (320 amino acids)
Source: RefSeq, a predicted model, not a curated record
UCUUCCGCCUUGGAUGGCUUGGUUCAAGGGCUCAACUCACUCAAGCUUGUAUUAUUAUCGCAAAAAGCUGUUUCUUGGUAGGAGGCAACGAAUUCAAAUCAAUUCAUUUAGGUUUCUCAGAACUAUCUGUUUAUUCAAGUUAUUCAUUGUGAUCAAACAUUAUUCUCUAGACUGAUUAUUUUUGUGAAUUUAUCUCCUAUUUUCGUUAAAACGUUCAUGUCUUCUAUAUAGUCAACCAAAAAAAUGCCAACCAUUGAAGUGAUUCAAGAUAUUUGAACUCUUCGAACUACAAAAUAAAAUCAGAUCAAAGUUAAUAGUGAAUAGCGCACAUAAUUCCGUUUCGACAAUGAUGACUAGAAGGAAAUCAGUACACGAUUCUCAGUUGACACAACUGCAUCGGAAGGAUGACACUACUGGUCCGUCUCGCCCGGAUGUUCUGGAAGGUAGAAAAACUCCAGGAGCAAGGACAUCACAGCCAAGGAAAAAUGCGCGAAUCCCACAUCGAAGAACUUCCGAGGCAGCCCCGGGUACGAUUCAAAACGGAACCCACCAGGCGCACGGGCUCCAAAAUGGUAUGGAUGCCGACGAUAUACCGAAGUUCAAGGGAUAUCGCAUAAUCGAAAUCGAUCACUUCCUUCAGUGGGCAGCUUUCUCACAGUUUAUGCACUCGAAGCACUGCCCGGGCGGUCUGUUGAAGCCGUACCAGGAGUACGUGAGUGGGUGCUAUUCGACUUUUGCAAUGAAGUGCAGCAAGUGUUCAGCGAUCAUAACCCGAUCGUCCGAAAACUACAUCCAUCACAACAAACUGAUGAACCGUCUGGUGAAGGGUACGGUUCAGAUGAGUAAAGAUUACGACGAGAUGAGUAAUUUCAUGGAAUCGCUGGAGAUUCCGUUCGUUACGAGAGAUGAGUUCAACACGAUAAAGUCCCAAAUGCAGCUCAAUUCGUCUCUGGAGGAUCAAUCGUCGCUGCAGAAAGCGGUCGAAGAGUUGGAGCGCGCUUCUGUGGCUUCGAAGAGGAAACGCCACGGCAGCUGUAAGUACCAUUACGAAGUGCUGAAGGUUUACCUGAACAAGAAGAUGCGGAAAAUUGAGGAAAAUCUGCAGCUCUCAGUGAAUGAUUCCGUCGCGCUGGCCGUGAAUGCCCAUCUGAAGAAUGUAGCCCACGUCCAAUUGGUUUCCAACAGUCCCAGCAGUUCCUGUCCCGGUGGAAGUAGCGCGGCGACCUCUACCAGUGAUAGUAAUCGAUUCGGAGCAGGAUUUUCCAAUGGACCACCGUCGUUCAAAGGUAAUACUUUCAAUAGUAAUUGAAAAUGUUUUAUAAUGUUUUGCGGACAAAGUCAUCUGUCCAGAGAGGCAAAAGUAUUAAUAAUGAGCGAUUUAGCGUCGACAUUGUACACAAGGCAGUCAACUUAAAACUCGAAAUAAUCGAAUUAGAAGUUACUCAAGCGUUCCAUUGAGUAUUCGAUUGUCAAAUGUUUCGUCAACUAGAUGAUAGCGAUGACUCUGUAGCGAAACUAGUAUUACCUACUCAACUUGCCAAUCACCAGUUCUUUCCUCGCGGACUUGCAACACGAUUGUGGUAUUCGUCUAGUUUUAGCUGUCAACUUCAGCCAUAUAAUUUUGUAUCCGAAGAUUCCUCAGGACUUGUUUUCCAAAUAAUUAGGUUUAAGAUGUUAGAUGUAGUAAGAUGAUGAUUUAUAGAAUUUAGAUCUUAUCUGUACUGAAAGCUACCGUAUUUGGCAUAAUGAUCUUCACCUUAGUUUGUAAUGAGUUCCCUAAUAUAUGGAACUCUUAUGAUGUCGAAUAUUAGAACACAAUAUCUCCUACGUAGUUGUAUAUGAGUGCAUCAGCAUUUCGUUUUAACGUGUACUGCCAUCACGAUAGGUUUUAGUUUUCGUUAGCUGUGACUUAGAUUGGAAUAAAUGAACUACGAUAUCAUCACAUGCCUACUAAA